This is a messenger RNA of Geodia barretti, 824 nucleotides long. The record is from the annotation of a GenBank genome assembly. NCBI's taxonomy places the organism in Eukaryota, Metazoa, Porifera, Demospongiae, Tetractinellida, Geodiidae.
AUAGGCACUGCAGUUUUCAUUGCGGGCAGAUCGUUGCGCAGCAGACACGUUGAAACUCUCCUUUCUAGAGAAACUCGGAAGAGAAUGUCUGAGACUCCGGCGGACAUGGUGGGCUGGUUCCAGGGGGCGGUGAAGGAAUACGACGCCUUCUGUCUCGUCUACUACCGCGGACGCUGGUGACCCUGGUGUCCCAAAUAUCUCAAGUCAGUGGAUGACUUGUUGGAGGGGCUGCAGGGGCAGAAGGUUGGGGUGUUUGCUCUGUGUGGUCAGCCAAAGAGUGAAGUGGACCUCAUGAUGUCUGAACACAGCCUCAGGUUUAAGUGUUUCUCUGACCCUGAGAACGUGCUGCAGAAGUGGCUCAAGGCUCAGAAUAUCAUCGACGUACAAGUGCACUCAGGCGAGGGAGAAGAAGUGUAUUUCGAGAUCAAGAAAUACAAGCCGCACGGGAUGGUCCAGCCGGCCGUUCUCUUUGUCAAGCCAGACAUGAGCGUUCUGGCAAAGUGGGUACAAAUCCCUACAAAAGAGAAUUUUCAUGGAGCCAAAGACCGCAAGCCAUUCCCCGAUAUCUGGGCCGAGGCAAAAGCUAAAAUGUAGACCUCCUUUCCUCUUGAAAAACUAGUGAAAAUAGCUAUAGUAGAUGUAUAUUAUUAUACCAUGUGUUUGUUUUGUGGGUUUGUGUGUUGCCAUGACGAGGGUGUGUCUCAACCAGUGCAGUGCUGGGGACCAUCUCUCUGACUCAUCAUGUGACAUAAUUCCCACUCUAACCUUCACACUGUGUCUUAUUGCUACAGAUCCGAGAGGCGCAUGCGCACUAACAGCAGAUU